AUGUUUCCAAAGGGUAAUCUGGCUGUCACUCGCUGGGUAUGGAGGAGAAUGAGGAAGCUAUUUCUGUUACUUUCUUUCUUGCUGUCCCAUGCAGCUCAUUUGGAAGGCAAAAAGGAUAAUCAGUUCAUCUGGAAACCAGGCCCCUGGGGAAGGUGUACAGGAGACUGUGGGCCAGGAGGAAUCCAGAGUCGUGCCCUUUGGUGUUUCCAUUUUGAAGGGUGGACGAGUCACCUGUCUAACUGUGAUGAGAACAAUAGGCCUCCGAAGGAAAGAAGCUGCUUCCGAGUCUGUGACUGGCACAGAGACCUCUUCCAGUGGGAGGUUUCUGACUGGCACCACUGUGUGCUUGUUCCUCCCGCCCUGGGGCAAGCCAGACCUCGGGCUACAGAGUGCGUGACAGCCCAGCAUGGGCUGCAGCGCCGGACGGUGCGUUGUGUUCAGAAGCUGAACAGAACCAUGGCUGUGAAUGAGAUAUGUGAACACUUUGCCCCUCAGCCCCCCACGGAACAAGCUUGUCUCAUCCCUUGCCCGCGGGAUUGUGUGGUCUCUGAGUUCUCACAGUGGUCCAGGUGUAGCAAGGGAUGUGGGAAGCAGUUACAGCAUAGAACUCGCUCAGCCAUUGCCCCCCCUCUCUAUGGAGGGUUGCAGUGUCCCAACCUGACUGAGUCAAGAGCCUGUGAUGCUCCCAUUUCCUGUCCUCUUGGGGCAGAGGAAUAUAUGUUUAGCCUUAAAGUUGGACCGUGGAGUAAAUGUCGACUGCCUCUUCUCAAAGAACUCAACCUAAGUAGAAGAACCGUUCUGGAUUUUAACUCUGAUUCGAAGGAGCUGGUCACCUUUAGACAUCAAAGUUACAAGACACAUCACCAUUCCAAGUCCUGCGACAUAGAGAUAGGUUAUCAAACCCGCCAGGUUUGGUGUACAAGAAGUGACGGAAAAAAUGCUAUGUUAAGCCUUUGCACGCAAGAUUCCUUGCCUGUGACCAUCCAGUCCUGCAUCAUGCCGAAAGACUGCGAAACCACCGAGUGGUCCUCCUGGAGCCCCUGCUCCAAGACAUGCCGUUCAGGGAGCCUCUCGCCAGGGUUUAGAAGCAGGAGCCGGAACGUGAAGCACGUUGCUGUUGGAGGUGGAGAGGAUUGCCCUGAACUUCUUGAGAAAGAGGCCUGCAUCGUUGAAGGAGAACUUUUGCACUCAUGUCCCAGGUAUUCCUGGAGGACCUCUGAAUGGAAAGAAUGCCAAGUCUCUCUCCUCCUCGAGCAGCAGGACCCCCACUGGCAUGUGACAGGACCCGUUUGUGGAGGUGGGAUCCAGACCCGGGAGGUGUACUGUGCCCAGAGCACACCAGCAUCCACGGCACAGAGGGCCAAGGAAGUGUCUAGACCCGUGGAAAAGACUUUAUGUUUGGGACCUGCCCCUUCAGCUUCUCAGCUCUGCAAUAUCCCUUGCUCUACAGACUGUAUAGUAUCUUCCUGGUCAGCCUGGGGCUUGUGCAUCCAUGAAAACUGCCACGAUCCUCAGGGAAGAAAAGGAUUUAGAAUGAGACAGCGCCACGUGCUCAUGGAGUCCACAGGGCCUGCAGGGCACUGCCCUCACUUGGUUGAAUCUGUUCCUUGUGAGGAUCCAGUGUGUUAUCAGUGGCUGACAUCUGAAGGGAUCUGUAUCCCUGAUCGUGGCAAGUGUGGCCCCGGACAUCGCAUCCUGAAGGCUGUCUGCCAGAAUGAGCAAGGAGAAGAUGUGUCAGGGACUCUCUGCCCAGCAUCUCCUCCUCCUGAGCAGAUGGUGUGUGAAAUUCCCUGCCGGAUGGAUUGUGUGCUGAGCGAGUGGACAGAGUGGUCAUCCUGCUCCCAGUCUUGUUCAAAUAAAAACUCCGAUGGGAAACAGACCAGGUCAAGGACUAUCCUGGCGUUGGCUGGAGAAGGUGGAAAACCAUGCCCCCCUAGUCAGGCCCUCCAAGAAUAUCGUUCGUGCAAUGACCAUUCCUGUAUGCAACUCUACUGGGAGACAUCAGCUUGGGGCCCCUGUUCCGAAGACACAUUGGUAACUGCCCUUAAUGCAACCAUUGGCUGGAAUGGAGAAGCUACGUGUGGUGUGGGCAUUCAGAUGCGGAGGGUCUUCUGUGUCAAGAGUCACGUGGGACAAGUGAUGACAAAAAGAUGUCCGGAAUCUACUCGGCCGGAAACAGUACGCCCUUGCCUGCUCCCGUGCAAAAAAGACUGUCUUGUGACCGCCUUCAGUGAGUGGACGCCCUGCCCAAGACUGUGCCAACCAGGAAAUGCCACAAUAAAACAGUCUCGAUACAGGAUUAUCAUCCGAGAAGCAGCCAACGGAGGCCAAGAAUGUCCAGAUACCUUAUUUGAAGAGCGAGAGUGUGAAGCUGUGUCAUUGUGCCCCACAUAUCGGUGGAGGCCACAGAAAUGGAGCCCCUGUAUCUUAGUGCCAGAGUCUGUCAGGCAGGGAAUAAUGGGCACCAGUGAAACCUGUGGAAAGGGGGUGCAAACAAGAGCUGUCUCAUGCAUCUCUGGUAAUAACCAGUCGGCAGAAAUGACGGAAUGCCUCAAGCAGACAAAUGGCAUGCCUCCCCUUGUGCAAGAAUGUACAGUACCCUGUCAUGAUGACUGCACCUUCACUGCUUGGUCCAAGUUUACGCCCUGCUCCACGAAUUGUGAAACAACUCGAAGUAGACGGCGACAGCUCACAGGGAAAAGCAGGAAGAAGGAGAAAUGCCAGGAUGCUGACCUGUACCCUCUAGUGGAAACAGAACCAUGUCCUUGUGAUGUGUUUACAUCUCAUCCUUACGGAAAUUGGUCAGAUUGCAUUCUUCCUGAAGGCAGAAGGGAGCCUCAGAGAGGAUUGCGGGUACAAGGAGACAGCAAAGAAUGUGGAGAAGGCAUGCGUUUUCGAGCAAUAGCCUGCUCUGAUAAAAAUGGAAGACCUGUUGACCCCACCCACUGCAACAGCUCUGGUUAUAUUCAAGAAGAAUGUGUCAUCCCCUGUCCAUUUGAUUGCAAGUUAAGUGAUUGGUCUAGUUGGGGGUCUUGCAGUUCAUCUUGUGUUGGAGUGAGAAUUCGAUCCAAAUGGCUGAAAGAAAAACCGUACAAUGGAGGUCGCCCAUGUCCCAAAUUGGAUCUCAAGAAUCAGGCUCAGGUACACGAGGCAGUCCCGUGUUACAGUGAGUGCAAUCAGUAUUCCUGGGUUGUAGAACACUGGUCUCCAUGCAAAAUCCACAAUGAGCUGAGGUCCCUGCGCUGUGGAGGAGGAAUGCAAUCUAGGAAAAUCAGAUGCGUGAAUGCUGCCAAUGGUGAAGGGGGAGCAGUGGAUAACAGCCUUUGCAACCAGGAUGAAAUUCCCUCAGAAACCCAGUCCUGCUCUCUUCUGUGUCCCAGUGAAUGUGUCAUGUCUGAGUGGGGACCUUGGAGCAAAUGCCCACAGUCGUGUGAUCCACACACAACGCAGAGAAGAACCCGCCAUCUGCUGAGGCCCUCGCUGAGCUCAAGGACGUGCGCUGAAGACUCACAGGUGCGGCCCUGCCUCCUCAAUGAAAAUUGCUUCCAGUUCCAGUACAAUCUAACAGAGUGGAGCACAUGCCAGCUGAGUGAAAAUGCAACCUGUGGGCAAGGCAUCAGGACCCGCCUUCUGAGCUGUGUGCGCAGUGAUGGCAAGCCUGUUAGUGUGGACCAAUGUGAGCAGCGUAACUUGGAGAAGCCCCAGAGGAUGAGCCUUCGCUGCCUGGUGGAAUGCGUGGUCAACUGUCAGCUCUCGGGGUGGACGGCUUGGACAGAGUGCUCACAGACUUGUGGCCAUGGAGGUCGAAUGAUCCGGACUCGAUUUAUCAUUAUGCCAACCCAAGGAGAUGGACGGCCAUGCCCCACAGAGCUUACCCAGCAGAAAACCUGCCCAGUGACCCCCUGCUACAGCUGGGUCCUCAGCAACUGGUCUGCAUGUAAAUUGGAGGGUGGAGACUGUGGGGAAGGGGUCCAGAUCCGCAGCCUCUCCUGUGUGGUCCACAAUGGUUCAAUGUCUCACUGGACUGUACCUGUAGACAAUGCACUGUGUGGAGAGAUGCCCUUUCAAGACAGCAUCCUGAAGCAGCCAUGUUCUGUGCCUUGCCCAGGAGACUGCCAUUUAACGGAAUGGUCAGAGUGGAGCACGUGUGAACUGACCUGCAUCGAUGGAAGAAGCUUCGAGACUGUGGGUCGCCAGUCUAGGUCAAGGACAUUUAUAAUUCAGUCUUUUGAGAACCAAGACAGCUGCCCGCAGCAGGUUGUAGAAACACGCCCUUGUACAGGAGGUAAAUGUUAUCACUACACAUGGAAAGCAAGUCUUUGGAACAAUAAUGAACGAACUGUAUGGUGCCAACGUUCAGAUGGCAUUAACGUCACAGGAGGCUGUUCCCCUCAGGCACGCCCUGCUGCUAUUCGGCAGUGUAACCCGGCCUGCAGAAAACCUUUCUCCUACUGUACACAGGGUGGAGUCUGCGGCUGUGAGAAGGGCUAUACAGAGAUCAUGAGAUCCAAUGGUUUCCUGGAUUACUGCAUGAAAGUACCUGGCUCAGAGGACAAAAAAGCUGAUGUGAAAAAUCUUGCUGGGAAAAACAGACCUGUGAAUUCAAAAAUACAUGAUAUUUUUAAAGGAUGGUCUCUUCAACCCCUUGAUCCAGAUGGCCGAGUGAAAAUCUGGGUUUACGGCGUUUCAGGUGGUGGUUUUCUUAUCAUGAUUUUCCUAGUAUUUACUUCCUACCUUGUUUGCAAGAAGCCAAAACCACAUCAAAGCACACCUCCCCAACAGAAGCCUCUGACCUUAGCCUACGAUGGAGACUUAGACAUGUAACCUGAAAAAGAAAUCCAAAUGUAGACAUCAACUGCCUUAACUGCUUUCUCUUUUGUAGCUCUCAGAAUUCUCAGUUUUUUGAGGAAUCUCCUGAUGCGUUAUACGAGGCAGGAUACAAAUAUUGUGAAAGUAAUAUUGCCUCAACUUCAUUUGGACAUGGAGUCAAGGAUUAUUCUGUCUGCCAUUUUGCUUUCAAGUUGUUUGUGGGUGUGUUUAAUUCUUUGAUUUUCCCAAGGGACCUGAAAACCCUUCUCUUCCUGCUUGGAAAUGGGAAGAAGAAAAUAUGAUGGAAUUCCCACAGACUUGAGUAUAAACUUUAUCCUUAGCAGCAUGAUGACAAUCCGGAGGAAAGUCCAAUCAAGGCAUUUACUGUAAAUGAUGAGUCGCCUGACACUGCAUUGUUAUGCACUAUGUUAGUGCAAAUCCUUAUUCUUCCCAUACUUCAACACUGAGUUUUCUAGAGCUUACAUCGGUUCAAAGACUUUCAAAUUGGAUUGCCUAUUUUCAUGAACAUAGAGAGAAUGGGUUACCAUUUCAGAAAUUCUCUGAGUUUCUACCUUUACAAAUUGUAUUUUGUUUUGUAGCCAGGGGGAUGAUGGUACUUCAUGGGUUGCAUCUAUUGAAAACAAAUGGAAUGUGUGUAAUUCCUGGACUAGAUGAAAGCCAGGUGGUUUUGAAUGAAAUGUGUAUUGAAUGUUAGGGUGUACAAAUGAAGUAAUAGGUGGUUAUACUGGAGAAAGAGGUAAAUUAAUUAUUUCAUUACUAAAACUGUGUAUUUUAACAAAAACUUAGCCAUGUAGAUAUAGCAUUAACCAUAUACAGUUGUAAUUCAGUUUAAUGAUGAAAAACGCUGCUUUUGUAAUUUCAAUUUUCUUAUUAAAUAUUUAUAAAUUCUUUUUUUGAAUUUAAUUAUCUGACCUCAUUUAAUAUAUAUCGAACGCCGAUCCUGUUUGUAGCAAGUCUUGCUUUUAUAAGGUUUCAAUAAUAUCUAAAAGAACACAUGAAAAAGCUGAAACCAUUUUAUGAAGAUCAAUGUUUGUAAUUGUAGAUGUU
Messenger RNA from Balaenoptera musculus (blue whale), 5877 nucleotides. RefSeq names its product thrombospondin type 1 domain containing 7B (gene THSD7B). The record is from RefSeq and is a predicted model, not a curated record. Gene Ontology annotation, biological process: actin cytoskeleton organization. Lineage: Eukaryota; Metazoa; Chordata; Mammalia; Artiodactyla; Balaenopteridae. The coding region runs from base 1 to 4824 and encodes 1607 amino acids. The transcript has 28 exons. Gene Ontology annotation, cellular component: plasma membrane.